Neoarthrinium moseri is the source of this 765-nucleotide messenger RNA. RefSeq lists its product as uncharacterized. Lineage: Eukaryota; Fungi; Ascomycota; Sordariomycetes; Amphisphaeriales; Apiosporaceae. The transcript has 4 exons. Gene Ontology annotation, biological process: microtubule-based movement. The record is from RefSeq and is a predicted model, not a curated record. Gene Ontology annotation, cellular component: cytoplasmic dynein complex; cytoplasm. The coding region runs from base 1 to 765 and encodes 254 amino acids. Gene Ontology annotation, molecular function: dynein intermediate chain binding.
AUGAAUGUCGGAAUUAUUCCUCCACCACGACCAAGAGAACAGAGCAAGCAAAUCACCGUCACCUCGAGCACUAUUGGUUAUACAUACCUUACCGUGCUAGACACCUACUCGACAGUCAAGUCCUUGCGAUUACAUCACUUGUGGCUACCGCGGAAAAACACCAAGACGGCUGUCCCAAAGUUGCGCCCUAGAUCUCCCAAGGACACCACCCUCAAGUCGCACCGCUCUGCUCCUACAUCUAUCCGUGAUACACCCGCCACGCGCGCUCAAGUCAAACCUCCGCCCAACAUGUCUUCGCAGCCCAUCAGCUCUACCAGACUACGGCAGAUUGCCGCCGACGCUUGCCAGAGCGCCAUUGGCAGUUCUGAUUUCUACGAGCACUCCAAGGUCGAGGGCUGGAACUCGUCCAUCAUCAACUCGAUUCUCAAGGCCGUCAUCUCGGAGUCUACCCCCUCCAACUCGCAAGGACCCGCUCACAAGUUCGUCGUCAACUCGACCAUCGUUCAGCACCUGGUGCCCACCUCGGCCCUGAACAAGCCCAAGGGCGGCACCGACACCAAGCACGAUGAGCCGCACAUCAGCACCAGCGACGGCGGCGCCGCCACCGGCACCGACGGCAAGCCCCACGUCGGCCGCCGCGGCAUGCACUCGGCCACCCAGGCCUUCUGGAACGAGAAGUCGGAUGGUAUGUGGAGCUUCAAGUAUGACGGCGGCGAGGGCAAGGGCAUGGACGUCGUCAUCAGCGUCAUCUGGAUAUCUGUCUAG